UGUGUGAAUAUAUAAAGUAUGUUUCUGUCCAUUUGAAACAAACAGCCUUGGAUUGGUGAAGUGAUGAAUGUGACUGAGCUUUAUUCAAGUACUUCCUUGUUGUUGCUCAGUCCAAUGCAAAACAAUACAAAUACAAUUCUAUUAUAUAAUACAAUACAAAGGAUUUCUACACAAUGCAAACCCAGUAAGGCACCUGAUCUAGGCAUUACUCCUCCCACCCUGGAACAACAUGGUGGUUGAAAAGCUCUGGAGGGAAAAACACCUCCCAGAGGGAGUGGUUAAUAUUGAAACCGGCGAGGACUUUGGCUUCACAACCGCAGUGCCAGUGUUUGCAUUUGCUUACUCAGGGGUCACGUUUCACAUUCAGCAACAAGAGGUCAUGGCCUCCCCCAGCGUUCUCCUGUCAGAGGUGCAGUUUCAGUGUUGCAUCUGUCAGGAGGUUUUCUCUGAGCCCGUCUCCAUCCCCUGCGGCCACAGCUUCUGCUUCACCUGCAUCACAUCCCACUGGGACGACAGCCUCGCCGUCAGCUGUCCCAAAUGUCAGACGGCCUUCGAGGGCCGCCCAGAGCUCUGCGAGAACUCCUUCGCCAAGGAAAUGUCAGAGCAGAUCCGAGCGAGAAGGCAGAACGGUGUGAUGUCAGUGGUGGGACAAUUCAUACAUUGCGACGUGUGCGUGGGGAAGCGAACGAAGGCCCUGAAGUCCUGCCUGGUGUGUCUGACCUCGUACUGCGAGGGUCACCUGGAGCCACACCUGAGAGUCGCCACCUUGAAGAUUCACAAGCUGACUGAACCCAUGGCGACGCUGGAGACCCGGAUGUGUAAAAGGCACCAGAGGCUCCUGGAGCUGUUCUGCAGGAGCGACCAGAGGUGUGUGUGUGUGCUGUGCACCGAGACCGACCACCGCUGUCACGACACCGUCCCCGUGGAGCGAGAGAGUCAGGAGAAGAAGGCUCAGAUGAAAAGGAUCGAGGCUGAUGUUCAGCAGAUGAUCCAGGACCGGCUGCAGAAAGUGGAGGAGAUCAAACACUCUGUGGAGCUCAGCAAAGAAAAUUCAGAGAGGGACAUAAUGGAAAGCACGGAGGUCUUCUACACUCUGCUUCGCUCCUUGGAGAGACGUCAGGCCGAGCUGGUGGAGAUGAUCCAGAGGAAGCAGGCGGCAGCAGAGCGGAGAGCGGAGAGACUCGUCACAGAGCUGGAGCUGGAAAUCACCGAGCUGGAGAGGAAGAGGAGUGAGAUGGAGCAGCUUUCUCACACCGAGGACCACCUCUAUCUCCUGCAGAGGUUUCCAGCUCUGAGUUGUCCUCCAUCUGCCAAAGCCUGCUCUGACAUAAUCGUCCAUUCAGUCACAUGUUUGGGGACCGUAAGGAGAGCGGUGGCCAGCAUCGAACAGCAGCUUCAGUCGGCUUUAAAAAAGCUUUCCAUUCAAGAGCAUGAGAAGAUGCAGCAGUAUGCAGUUGAUGUUCAUCUGGACCCGAGGACAGCCAACCCUUGGCUGGUUCUAUCAGAGGAUGGGAGACAGAUCUGUGAUGGAGAUGUUGAACAGAACCUGGUGGACACACCGGAGCGUUUUGACAUGGCACCGUGUGUCCUCGCCACCAGGGGUUUCACCACAGGGAGGCACUACUGGGAGGUAGACGUGGGAGACAAAACGGCGUGGGACCUGGGCGUGGCUCGGCACUCGGUCGACAGGAAGGGUGUGGUCACGCUGAGUCCAGAGGACGGUUAUUGGACAAUUUGUAUGAGGAAGGGCUGCGAGUACCGGGCAUGUGCGGUACAGGCGGAGCUGCUGUGUCUCUCUCAGAGGCCGCAGGUCGUCGGGGUGUUUCUGGACCACGAGGAUGGCACGGUGUCCUUCUAUGACGCGGAGGCCAAGUCACACAUCUAUUCCUUUACACAGUUCCACUUCACCGAGGCCAUUUUUCCCUUUUUUAACCCAGACAUGUGUGACAGCGGCAGCAACAAAUCACCACUUAUCAUCCGCCCCGUCGGUGGAGUCAACGGAGGAGGGGAUUUAGACGACAUUACAAUAUGAUGUGCAUAUUUUUAUGUCAUGUUCUGUUUUUAAAACACUUUUCUCUGUGGAUAUGAACACUUUUUUAAUUAGAUCAUUUGUGUUUCAUUCACAACAAUAAAUACUUUCACACAUGGAUCCUGUUUCUGAUUUGCC
Messenger RNA from Sebastes umbrosus (honeycomb rockfish), 2167 nucleotides. RefSeq names its product E3 ubiquitin-protein ligase TRIM39-like. Lineage: Eukaryota; Metazoa; Chordata; Actinopteri; Perciformes; Sebastidae. The transcript has 8 exons. Gene Ontology annotation, molecular function: protein binding; zinc ion binding. The record is from RefSeq and is a predicted model, not a curated record. Bases 230 to 2032 code for a protein of 600 amino acids.